Messenger RNA from Pimephales promelas (fathead minnow), 5538 nucleotides. RefSeq names its product zinc finger protein 687a (gene znf687a). The record is from RefSeq and is a predicted model, not a curated record. NCBI's taxonomy places the organism in Eukaryota, Metazoa, Chordata, Actinopteri, Cypriniformes, Leuciscidae.
AAGUAUGCACCUUUUCUUCAUAAACUCCUUCAUAAACACACACUUUAAUGCCAUAGCUGUAUAAAUCAGCUUCUACUUCCUCUUCCGGAGUGAAUAUAUUUGUUGAACUCUGCAAGUGGAUCGUGUGUGGUUAUCAUGGGCAUAAACUCCAUUUCGCUACUGUCACACGCAACAGUGUAGUUCUAACAGUAUCGACAUUUGCAUGGGUACAGUGGAAAGACCUGUUUUUCUUCAGAGGUGACGCAAAUGCUGUGCGCCGUCCAGGGUAACUCCCGAGAAUAUUUGGCCAGGUAUUUGUCAUCUACAUGGGAAUGGGGGACAUGAAGACACCAGAUUUCGAUGACCUAUUGGCAGCAUUUGACAUUCCAGACAUUGAUGCAAAAGAAGCCAUUCAGUCUGACACUGAUGGUAGUCAUAAUGAACACAGUGGUGUUGUUGGAAAGGAGAGAAGUGGAAGUCCAUGCCUAAGACCCCCAGACAGCCACGAGGGUCCUAACAAUGACCCCUCCAUGGUCAGUGUGAUAGUAAAAAACAGUGUACAUUCUGAUGACAAAACUGAAGAGGAUAUAACUGGAGACUUUCUUGGUGUAGAUGCAUCACACGAGUCUCCCCAGAAACGUCCCAGAGAAGAUGACCUGAUGCCUUCAGAUUCAUUCAUCUAUAAUGGACUCAAAACAAUCUCAGAUGGGGCUCCAGAACCCUCUCAAUCACCAUCUCUAACCCAGAUGCAGACCAAUGGGCCACUUUGGUCUCUCUCUUCCUCUAGAGUAACUAAUGAUGACAACCAGGAUGGCACUUCUCCUAAACACCCUGCUAGCACUUUCUCACCACCUCAGUCUUUACCCCUGACUGAUCCCCCCUUCUUAUCUUCACAUUCAAUUAGUUCAAAUUCCUCCCCCAGAGUUGAUUGUGAGGCAGCACAACCAUUAAAUGGCACUUUGAGGGCAGGAGUACGCCGCCAUUUAUCUGAAGAUGAAGAAUCUGAACCAGACCUCGGUAGCCCUGCCCUUGUCAUACAGGAGAGCCCGAAUUCCCAGCUGUGCUCUGCUCCCAAGGUACCACGAAUGCAGCGGUCCCCUUUAAGUGCGUUUCAGCUGCCCUCUCCCUCGUCCCCUUCCUUACCAGUAAGUAACACUCAAAUUGAGGAGCCCUCUGUCCAGCCACCAAAACUUCUACAAAGCAGUGUCGACCCAAUGUCAAUGACCUCCAAAAAUGAUUUGCCAGCUGAAGAAAAAGACCUUGAGCACAUAAUCGAGGAGCGAGAUUCUCCUGAGAGCCCUGAGCCAGAUAUCGCUCAACCUUAUAUAUCUCUGCCCUCAAAUCAGCUCGGAGUCAAUGAGCCAGAAAAGAAGGAGAGAAGAGAAGAAGCCCCUCAAGAUCAAGUUAUUGACAUGAGCGUAAGUGUGCAGGAGAAGAGCGGUCUUCACACACAAAAAGAUGAUGAUGGAGCUGAGGAGACAGAAGAGAAAUCUACGGAGCCUCGUUUGGUAGAUUCAGCCUCUGAAGGUGUCACCAAGUCAAGCAAGGCCUCCGUCAAGCCUCUCAAAGUGAAAAUCAAGACUGUGAAAACCUCUGCCGGUAACAUCACACGUACGGUAUCUAAAGUGGCUCCCAAAGGUCCUGGUGGCUCCAAAGUUCCAGCAGGGGCCUGUAAGUCAGUCCACAGGGUUCAGAGAUCUGGCACUGCUCCUCAAGGACCACCUCAGGUGACAAUGUUGCCUGUGUCCACCCUUCAGGAUGCCAGCACAGCUAUGUUAUUUGCAGCCAGCAGGGCACAGAAUCAACUGGCCACCACUCUCUCUGCCACUGCAGUCAACAUUACUAGAACGUCUACCCUGCCAUCCAUCUCUCCAUCCAUGCCUGGGGUUAACAUUCGCUCUCUGGCGACGAAAACGAUGAAUGGGAACCCUGGGACAGCCAAACCAGCCUCCAUUGUGAACAGCCCAGGAGCUGUUAUCUCACGCAGCCAGUCUAGCCUCGUUGAGGCCUUCAACAAAAUCCUUAACAGUAAGAAUCCACUGCCUAGUUAUCAGCCGGACCUCUCCACCAUGCCUCCCCCUGAAUGGGGUCUUCGAUUGCCAUCAACGGGAUACCGUUGCCUUGAGUGCGGGGAUGCUUUUGCCCUGGACCGCAGCUUGGCGAGGCACUAUGAUCGGCGCUCUAUGAGGAUUGAGGUGACCUGCAACCACUGCUCCAAACGCCUGGCCUUCUUUAAUAAGUGCAGCCUGCUGCUCCAUGCACGAGAGCACAAGGAGAAGGGACUGGUUAUGCAGUGUUCACACCUCGUCAUGAGUCCUGUCAGUGUGGAGCAGAUGAUUGGCCAGCAGGAGACCGUGCCUAUAGGUAUACUCUCUCCUGCUCUGCCUACCCUUAAACAGAGUGGUGGCCAACUGUCACAACCUUCUGAUAACAGCUGUCCAGAGUGUUGGAGUUCAUUCAAAGGCAAGGCAGAAAUUGCAGCACACUUUCAAGAGGUGGAUCCUGGGGUCACUGACAUGUGUUGUAUGCAGUGUUCUCCUCCAAUGCCACUGUGGAACUCGUGCAGUGCUGCAACUCACCGCCGGUUACAUCAGCAGCUCCCUCCACUGGUUUGCCCUGAAUGUGGUGUCAUCUGUCAGCUACAUGAACUCAACACCCACCUGAAUCAAACCUGCCUGCACUACUCACGUCGCCUGGGAUAUAGAUGUGCCUGUUGUCAUUUGGUGUUUGGAGGAGUGAACAGUCUGAACGCUGUAAAGACUCACAUGCAGUCGGCUCACUGUGAGGUCUUCUAUAAAUGCCCCUCCUGCCCCAUGGCUUUCAAGUCUUCCUCUGGUGCUGAAACCCACUGUACCUCCCAGCAUCCUGAACUCCCUGAGACGGCAAGACAGUCCAAGGAGAUCUAUAAAUGCGUGUUGUGUCGGACUGUUUUUACCCAGAAGGCAUUGCUCAGUGUCCAUUUUGACACUCACUUAGCUAAGCAGAAGAUGCACGUCUUUAAAUGCCCUGACUGUAACAAGCUCUUCACGCAGAGAAGUUCUCUCCUUGAGCAUGUUAAGGAUUCUCAUAAGGACAUUUAUGACACAUCGGCACUGAACAACUUGGUAAAGAUGGAUAGCUCAGAUGGGGAGGAGGGGGGGCGGGAUGAAGAGAGAGGAAGAGUGUCAAGAGAAGAUGGGAACGCCGCUCCACAUAUCCAGAGCUGGAGCUGCUCACAGUGCCAGAAGCGUUACAAAGAGAAAGAGAGCUACAUCACCCAUAUGUCUGAGCAGCAUGGCAAGGAGCUGAAGAAGUUUCCAUGCACUCUUUGUGAAGGCUCCUUCUCGUCAUCUUCGAGUUUAAGACGCCACAUUCGUGUCAAACACAAAGGAAUCAAAAGAGCUUUUUAUUGCCAACUUUGUACAGGUGGGAAGAGGAGUUUCAGCAGUAAGCUAAUUCUUGAGAAACAUAUUGAGGCUCAGCAUGGUGGAGACAGAAGAGCAGCCAAACAAAGUCAGGCAGUUCCUCAAAUCACAGAUGCAGCUGACAGCUCUUCGGAGCACGAUGGUGGUACUUUGGGUGGGGCCUCAGUUGAGGCAGAAAGCCAAUUGGCUGAGAGCAGCCUGACAAGACAGAGCAAAAGAGCUAAAGAGGAGCAGGAAGCCACGGGAUUUCGCUGCAUGCCGUGUGGUUUUACCUCAGAGGAGAGGGAGGAAUUUCUCCAGCAUAUUGUCUGUCACCGUGACGGGACGAGCACCUGUCAGUGUCAGCAGUGCGGGGCGUGUUUCGCUUCCGCCUCCUCCCUCAGCAGGCAUCUCUUCAUCAGCCAUCGCGUGCGGGAUUCCCCCUCCGAUCACACCGAGGCGUCUCCGGUCACUGGUUUAACUUCUGGACAUGUGACCUCUGACUCUGCAGUUGCAGCAGGGUCCCCGGGGUCACCAUCGAGUGUAGGGGGGACACAGGUAGAGGAUGGGGAAGGUAAGCACACCUGUAAGGUGUGUCGACGUAACUUUAACAAACCCGCUGAUCUUAAUACACAUUUCAGAACUCACGGCAUGGCCUUCAUCACCGCAUACAAAACCGACAAACCAGCGUAGAGAGACAGGAAAAAAUUAACACGAGGAUAAAAAUCAUGAAACCUGGCAAGAACAUGUCCGUGUCAUUUGCCACUCCAAAAUAAAAAAAAACGUAAAAUAAGAAAUUAUAUUCUACUUGAAGAAAAAGAAGCCCAAUUUUAGGACUAUUUUUAAUUUUUGAGAUUUUUUUUACAUCAUUUUUUUUUUUUUUUUUACUUUUUUGAUUUAAGUAUAUAUAUUUACUUUUUUAUUUUUAAUUAAGUAAAAUUAAAAUAUAUAUAUAUAAUUUUUUUAUUUAUUUAUAUAAUAUAAUUUAUAGCCCUUUAUUUAUGCUCAUUUAAAUAAAAAAAUACAGCAUCACAGUAACAAAUAACACACAAUAACAAAUUAUUGAUAAUUGAAAUCUCAGAAGUAAAAUGUCCAAAUGUACGCUUUGACAAAAAAAGAGAAGUACUAAAUUGUUAUAAAAACUUAUAUUUAAUUCAAGUAGAUUUACAAUUCUUUAUGAAACAAAUAAUUUCUCAUGUAUGUAUUUUUUCUUCGAUUUUGAUCUGGGUGAAAUGUGAGCAGUGUGUUUUUGUGAGAAUCAGCAGAAAGUGAGUGGUAUGUAUUAGUGGGCAAUAUAAUAGAGCGUCCACUCUGCAGAUUAUUAACAUUUAGGUUUGUCGCAUUCUUUGAACAAACUAGAAAAAUAAACUGCGUUGGGGGCAAAUCAUGUUUGUAAUAACAUUUAGUUACUCUUUGUCAAAUCAAAGUCGAGGGGAGCAUGUUGUCGAACAAGUAAUGCUGUAGAGGAGUGCUUUAGGUUCGAUCAACCUAUAAAGUGAUCAUAACAAGCUCUUAAUUGAUCUGAGAGGUUUGGGGAAAGGGGAAAGACACUGAGCGUCAUGUCUUUGAGUUCUCAACAUAUUCAGAGGGUCAUGUUUACCAAUCCUGCUAUAUUUCUGUGCCUACUGAUUCCAUUGUGCAAACAAAAAAAAACCCGGUCCGUUUCUCUAAUGCAAAAUGCAGCUUACUUUAAAUAAAAUACUGUAAUUAAUAACGGUUUAGCAUAGCCAAAUGGUCCAGAAUCAGGUGACUCCUUUGUGCUUGAAUCAUUAUUUUUAUGUUUAAUGUCUGUAUUUCUUCUAUUUGUGUUUCCAUAGAUUCAAAUCAGGAAACUUGCUGAAUAGUUGCUGAUCUUUAGAAUGAGAACGAAAUAAGUGCCUUCUUCAUUUAGUCUUAAGAUUCUUUAAGACCAGAUUAUACUUAAAGGCCUCAGAUGAUUGUUUCCUCACUGGGAGGAAUUUGUUGUGUGUGUGUGUGAUGGAGUUAAAAAUGUAUAUUUUUUAUGUUUGUGCUGGACUUAUGUUUUAUUGGUGCCUUACACAUUGUCUUCUGGUUUUCUUUGUAAAGAUAAUUAAUAGAGCUUUGUUGUAAUGUAACCUCUUGCAUUAUACCUUUUUGGUUGUUUCAUAUAGAUUUUGUUGAGAUAAAUAAAAAAACCAAUAAUGGCUAAAUCAUU